GCUGCACCUCACCGAGUCCUCGCGUUCUUACCGGCCGGGUUCAUGCUUCACCUCCGCGGCUCCCUGCCGCUCCUCCCGGUCUUUCUCCUCGCGCUGUUCUCAGGGUUUGGUUCCGCGGACCGGACGCCGUUUGACGAUGCUCCUCUGCUGGUCGGCCCACGCCAGCCCGUCACGGCGUCUCCGGGCGACGACGUCGUCCUGCCGUGCCUCCUGCGGCCGGCCUUCGACGUGGCCAACUUGACGCUGGAGUGGUCCAUGGCCGACCUGAAGCCCGACCCGGCCGAUCCGCUGAGCCGGGUCGGGUACGUGCACCUCCGCCGCCGCGGCCGGGAGGUCCCCGACAUGAAGAUCCCGGAGUACGCCGGGAGGACGCAGCUGUACACGGACGCCCUGAAAGUCGGCGACGCUUCGCUCACCAUCAGGCGCGUGACGCCGGCCGACCGGGGACGAUACAGGUGUCACAUCCCCAAGUUACCUGGCCAGGUGAAGGAGCUGGUGGUCGAGCUGGUUGUUGCACAAGAAGAUGAUAAGACGAAGGUGCAUCUGCAUCCCCAAAGUCUCCCAAAUCCAGAUGAGGAGGCCGAAACAGGUGGCCGGCUCUACCUGGGCACUCUCAUCUCGGGGCUGAUGUGCGUCCUGCUGGUCCUGGGGGGGGCAGUCGCUGCAUGUGCACUUAAACGCCGCAGAGACAACCGUCUCAGGUGUGACGGCGCUUCAACCAAACCUCUUAUGGUCUAGGCGCCUUGCUCAAAGGCUCCAUGGUAGUUGAUGCAGAGCAGCAGGUCCCAGGGGCGUAACCACGUGCCGUCGCCCCCUCCCAAUAAUAAUGAACCUGUCAUGGAUCGGUCUCUUGGCUCGUUGGUUCUCGCACGCCGCUGCCAGGCACCUUUCUCUCAAACGUGUCACUGAGCAACAAACUGGACCAACUUCAACUGCUGGUGAGAAGAGACGGACACUUUUCUCCGUGGUUUGCUUCGUGGAGACGUGGCUCUGUGGAUCGAUACCGGACUCUAGCUGGCGGGCUUCAAGCUGCUCAGACCAGAUACAGCGUGUGGAGCGGACCGACCCGGCCAAACCUCAGCCAUGAACUUACAGUACAAACAGUUUAUUAAAUGCACAACCAGAGAGGAGAACACGCUGGAUCACUGAUACACCUGCCAGAUACCCCCCCCCCCAUGUCUACACUAAAGUUAAGCCUUUGGCAGGUCCAGUCAAAUAUCCUCCACCCGGUCGGACCCCUUUACAUGGGUGAGACUGACAUGGUCCCCUGGUCUCACAACACACUCCAGAUCACCAAGAAGGUUGAGGGAAUUUGGCUUUCAAACCAAACUAUUCAGACAUUUGUACAGCCUUCCCCUCACUACAGGACGUCUACUCCACCAGGAACAUCCUCAAGUCCAGAACCAAGAGACCAGCAAGACGUUUUCACCCGGGGGCCCAUCAGGCUGCUGAACAGCUCAAGACAAGCAUAGCAGAAUAAGAAUUUCCUUCUUAUAGAAUCAACUGUACAGGACAAUAAAUCUCUUGAGUCUGAGACUCUAAAGAAGUAAAAGAGCAAAGUGGAUGUUUUUAGUUGUUUUGGUGGUUGAGGAGCUGCAGGUCUCUUGAUGACAUGUAAUGUAACGUCUCCAGGAGAUGGUUUAGCUCGGUUAGCAUAGCAUGGUGUUACCUCAAAGAGGAACAUGGUGAUCCGCUUUGGAAGCUUUUGUUCCUUUAUGUUCUGAACAUGUUGUUGUGUGUUUUGUUUGUUGCUGUAAAACAUGAAGUCUGUUUGGUUUUUUUGCACUGAUGAGCAAGUUCAGAUCCUGCUGCGAGUCAUUUAGCUCCAUGAAGUAGCUUGAUGCUAACUGGCCACUCGUAGGGUGGUAAAACUGAUUUGAUGUUUAAUAAGUAAAUGUUUACCAUUAAGAUUUCACUAAAUGAGUAAAUCACGUUUGUUAAUGCUAAAUGUUAUUUAUGUACAGUAUUCUUUAGUUAAUUAGUUCUUUGAAUGGUAACAUUUGGAUAUCAGGUCUGUCCUGAUGUUCAAUGUUUACUAAUGAAGACAUUUUUGUUCUACUUUUGAAACCAGAUUUAAAUGACUGAAUAUCUGUUAGAAAUCCCUUGAUCUCCAGCUCCGGAUGAUUCCAUUUUCCUGUCGGACGUGUUUUUUCAUAUUUAUUUUUCCUGAUGACGUGUGAAACUUAUUUAAAAAAAAAACUGCACUCAACUUCCUGACGGUGCCUUUGAGCAGCGCACCUUUUCCCUCCGUCCCGCUCAAGCACUGAAUCAAUACUAUUUGCACUGUGAUGUCAGUCUGUCAAAUAAACACUUCAGUGUGUAUGUAGAUGUUUGUGUAAUUGCACAUUCUUUCAGGGAGGGGGUGCCCCCUGUUGGGAUGGUUGGGGAAACACUCUUGGCUGGUGCAAAUGUCCUCGUACCACAGCCGUAGCUG
Molecule: messenger RNA, 2434 nt
Organism: Pungitius pungitius (ninespine stickleback)
Lineage: Eukaryota; Metazoa; Chordata; Actinopteri; Perciformes; Gasterosteidae
Product: myelin-oligodendrocyte glycoprotein-like
Exons: 5
Coding region: 43-738 (231 amino acids)
Biological process (GO): regulation of cytokine production; T cell receptor signaling pathway
Cellular component (GO): external side of plasma membrane
Molecular function (GO): signaling receptor binding
Source: RefSeq, a predicted model, not a curated record